AUGUGGACAUUACUAAUAAUCACUUUAUUAUUCCAUAUUGUUUCGGUGAUUUUACAUAUUGAUGAUACAAUCCCCUUCAGUAAAAUAAUACUGGAUCUAAUCAGGAAAAUUAUGUACGAUAAAAAUAACAUUUUUGCUCAAAUCAUUGCAAAAACUACCUCAGCUAGAAUAGUUUAUGAAGAUGAAGAAUUAUUAGCAUUUAAUGAUAUAAAACCUGUGAUGCCUACACAUAUAAUAAUCAUACCUAAAAAGGAAUAUAUUGAUUAUAAUGAUUUUAUUACUAAUGCUUCUGAUAAAGAGAUUAAAAACUAUUUUACUAAAAUUGCUUAUAUUGCUAAAACUCUUGGCUUAGAUAAAGAUGGAUAUCGUCUAAUCACUAAUAAUGGCUUAAAUUUAGGACAAACAAUUUUCCAUUUCCAUUUUCACCUUAUCAGUGGAAAUAAUAUUACUAACUUAAUAUAA
Messenger RNA from Oppiella nova, 462 nucleotides. Lineage: Eukaryota; Metazoa; Arthropoda; Arachnida; Sarcoptiformes; Oppiidae. The record is from the annotation of a GenBank genome assembly.